AUGCCUGAGAUACCGAAUAGGGCGCAGACGGAGGACUCGACAAGCUUCAGUCCGGAUGCAUACUUCGAGGCGUGGGAAAAGGGCGACAUCACAGCACCAUACGACAAUGACUUUCGCAAGUUCAUCCUCAGCACCUUCGGACUGCCUCACGACGACACAUACACAUAUGCUGCCGUAGCAGAGGUCUCGCUUCUCCAAGCUCAGACAUACGUCGAGUUUGGUGGCCAAGGUGGAUUGCACGCCUGGUACAGAGACGAUGAAGGCAAGCCACCAACACUAUCUUCUGUUCAGAGACCGCCGCCGCCCGCUGUCGACAUUGCUGCCUAUACCAACAUCUUCAAGAGCACGACUGCCACUCAAAAGGCCCUAGUCGGACUGGCUUCGAACGCGAAAAAGGAUUCGAUCCGUGCUUCAGUCGGUCAACAUCUGCAGGCCUUAUACCAACCCCCGUCGCCCGAUCGCAAGAUUGUCAUAUCAAAGCUGAAGAAGGAACACACAAAUCCCUACUUUGACGUCUGGGCUUGGUCAUGCCAGAACCUCGAAUGGGCUGGUCCCGAAGAUGCCACGAGCAAGGUCCGCUUCUCGCAUGCCAUACUGCCGAUUCUGUAUCACCACUUCGGCUGCGUCUGCCCGUCUUACGAGUCGCUGUCUAUCAUCUACCAGCUCGCCAAGGGUCGAACUGUCCUCGACCUUGGUAGUGGAAAUGGUUAUUGGUCAUACAUGCUGAGAGUUUUCAACAAGCAGAAGCCUCUGACUGUCGUUCCCGUAGACAACGGCAUCAGCGAGUGGAGAACAGUCUGGGUCGGUGAUACCAUCCAGACCGAUGGUGUUGAUUACCUCAAGAAGAAUGCCCAUGGAAAGGACCAAGUCUUGUUACUUGUCUACCCUCAAGUCGGCCUAGAGUUCACCUCCAAGAUUCUCAAAGCAUACAAGGGUGACACGAUCAUUUGUGCAGGCACUCAAAACUCAAACGGCUACACUGCCUUUGCCAAAGAAACCAUCGCAGAUUGGAUCGCCAGAGAGAUGCCCGUCUUCGAAAAGGUCUGCCAGAUCCCUCUUCCCAGCUUCGCUGCCAAAGACGAAGCCUUGUUCGCCUUCCAAAGAAAAGCUUCGUAG
Molecule: messenger RNA, 1116 nt
Organism: Aureobasidium pullulans EXF-150
Lineage: Eukaryota; Fungi; Ascomycota; Dothideomycetes; Dothideales; Saccotheciaceae
Exons: 3
Coding region: 1-1116 (371 amino acids)
Source: RefSeq, a predicted model, not a curated record